AUGGCAACUAAAAAACGUAAAGUUGAUUCAGAAUGUCGUGUUUUUAAAGAUGAGUGGACUUGGAAAUACUUUUUUACACCUAUUAAGAAUAAACCUGUGUGCCUAAUUUGGAAUGAAGCUGUAGCCGUAUUCAAGGAAUUUAACCUCUCUCGACAUUUCAUGACAAAACAUAACAACGCCACUUAUGAAAAGAUGACUGAAAAAGAACGGAAGCAAAAAUCAGGAGCUCUACGUGCCAGCUACGAGUAUGUUGUAGCAUACAAUAUUGCUAAAAGUAACAAAACAUUUUCUGAUGGCGAAUUUGUAAAAACAUGUUUACUUCAAGUAAGUGAUAUUUUGUGUCCUGAUCAAACAAGAGAUUUUGAAGCAGUAAGUGUGUCCCGAAAAACAAUUACGUCUAGAAUUGAAGCUAUUAACAAGCAGUUUGUAACACAACUAGAAUCAAAGAUAAGCACGUUUAAAUUCUGUUCUUUUGCGUUGGAUGAAAGCACCGACAUAACUGACACAGCUCAGUUACUGAUAUUUAUAAGAGGUAUAGAUGACAACUUUGGUGUUACUGAAGAAUUAGCCUUCAUGCGUUCAUUAAAGGGAACGACAAAAGGAUCAGACAUUUUUGAAGAAUUUCAAGAAACUAUCACAUCUUUGAAAGUACCUCUGACCACUAUUUGUAACAUUACUACUGACCAGCCACCAAAUAUGACAGGGGCAAAAUCUGGUUUUGUAGGCAAAUUUAAUGAAUCAUUUCCUGGGAACGAAGUGGUGUUUCUUCAUUGUAUCAUCCAUCAAGAAACUCUGUGUAAAUCUGCUCUAGAAAUGAAACAUGUGCUUGAUGUUGUUAUUAAAAUUGUUAAUAGCAUUCGUUCGCGAGCACUCAACCAUAGGCAAUUUCAAGAGUUUCUUUACUCAUUGCAGUCAGAAUAUUCUGACGUACUUUACUACACCAAAGUAAGGUGGCUCAGUGCAGGGCGGGUUUUUGACCGAGUUUGGGAUCUAAAAGACGAAAUUAUCUCUUUUAUGGAAGAAAAAGGAAUGGACGAGUGUGAUCAUUUGAAAGAUAUGUUAUGGCUUUCAGACUUUGCAUUUUUUACAGAUAUUUUUAGCCACAUCAAUAAAUUGAACCUUAAACUCCAGGGAAGAAAUCAAUUGAUUCAUGAUACUUGGGGUCAUAUCAGGGGUUUCAAACUGCAGUUAAAUCUAUUUUCCAAACAACUACUCAAGAAAGACUUCACUCAUUUUCCAAGGUUAAAAUCCAUUGCAGUUACAGAAGACAAAGUUAAGAGCUAUGAGAAACACGUAAAAUGCCUUCAUGAAGAAUAUGGACGAAGAUUCCAAGACUUCAAAGCUAUCGAACAGGACCUGGAGAUUUUUAGAAUGCCAUUUAAUUUGGAUUGUGAAUCAGUUAAACCAGAACUGCGGCUCGAACUAAUUGAGUUGCAAUGUAACACUGAAUUGAAACAACUAUUUCUCAAUGUUUCGAAGAUUGAGUUCUACAAGGCCCUGUCAAAAACAACUUUUCCAAACCUGAAAUCUCACGCUCAGAAGAUAAUUUCGAUGUAUUCCUCUUCUUACAUCUGUGAACAGGUGUUUUCUACUAUGAAGCUUCGCAAAAACAGUGUUAGAAACCGAUUGACUGACCAUAAUUUAGCUUCACUACUGCGAAUCAGCUCGUCUCAGUUUCUACCAGAUUAUGAUCAACUUUUAGAAUCUCAGUCACAGUUUCAUCUGUCUCAUACGCCUUCAUGCUCUUCUAAAGAUUAA
Molecule: messenger RNA, 1758 nt
Organism: Pieris macdunnoughi
Lineage: Eukaryota; Metazoa; Arthropoda; Insecta; Lepidoptera; Pieridae
Source: the annotation of a GenBank genome assembly